ACAUGACCUUUCAUACUAGGCGUUUAGGUGUGGCCCCUUCCUUUUCUUCCUUCUUUUUUUGUUUUCCCCUCACCUUCCCUCCGGAUUCUGCCCAUGAAUUGUUUGUUCUUCCUUGCAGUUCAGGCUUACUGUCAAUUGCAAUCCCUUUAUAGUAAUUUUUUGCAAAGUUGAGUCCUAACCCGUGACUCUCUAGUAACUUUCAUUCUAUGCCCCCUCUGGUUUGGCAACAUUUCCAUGCCCCUUGUACUCUGUAAAAAUAAAGAAGAAGAAGAAGAAGAAGAAGAAGAAACACUCCCCUCUUCCUCCCCCUCCCCCUCCCGCAAAAAUAUCCCUAAAGACUCAAAACCAACACCACCAUUGAAGACGUUGAUGAUGCUCUUUCCAGAGAUAACAACCGAUAUUCUAAGCAGACUACCGGUCAAAUCUCUCAAACGUUUCAGGUGCGUGUCUAAAUCAUGGUGCAAAGAAAUCGACAGUCCAUACUUUAUCAACACUCAUCUCAAAAGAUCAUCACAAGCACACACCCAUCUCAACCUCAUUCUUAGAGAUGCCACCAACUUAUGCACUGUAGACUUGGACUCACCCGACUUCACCUCCAUAGAACUGAAAAACAAUCCUUUAAAAAGUGACGACUGCGCUACUGAAGUAAUGGGUUCUUGUAAUGGACUGCUUGCCCUGUUAAAUUCUGACUUUAGUAUUGCUCUAUAUAAUCCAUCAACUAGAGAAAAGAAAAUGAUACCCGUUUCACCUUUAGAGUUGCCAAAUGACUUGGACGAUUCUAAAGUGUCUAGCCUGUUCAAUUUUUAUGGAUUUGGACAUGACCCCAUUAAUGAAGACUAUAAAGUUGUGAGAUUUAUACACUUUUAUGGUGAUAGUCCUGAUGGGUUUUUUCACUGUGAGGUCAAAGUUUAUAGCUUGAAGUCAAAUUCUUGGCAAAGAAUUGAUGACUAUCCUUAUGACUUGAGAUUUAUUCUGCCACCUGAUUAUCACCCUCACUGUAGAAGAGGGUAUGGUGUUUUUGCUAAUAGUUCUGUUCAUUGGAAGGCUACUGUAGUGGGAAAGGGAAAAGAAAAUGGGAGUGAUAUGAUUGUCGCUUUUGAUCUUGGAGCUGAAGAGUUUAAGAUAAUACCACAACCCGAUUAUUCCAGCAAUGAACAUGAAAUGAAUGUGGGAGUUUUAGGAGGGUGUUUAUGUGUGUUUUGUAAUAAGAACUGUAAACAUGUUGAAAUAUGGGUGAUGAAGGAAUAUGGUGUGAAGGAAUCUUGGACUCAUUUAUGUACCGUUAUUGCACCGCUACAAGUGAAGGAAUUUUGGUUGUAUGCUAGACCUUUAGCUUAUUCAAAGGGUGGAGACAAAAUUCUGUUGGAAUUGGAUAAUAGGUUUUUUGUUUGGUAUGAUCUGAAAAGGAGAAAGUCCAAGAUUAUCAGGAUUCGUGGUGCUCCUCCUAUUUUUAUAGCUGAGAUUUGUGUAGGAAGCCUUGUCACACUAAAUGGAGGUGGUGAGGGUCAGACUAGUGGGAAGGACACACAAGAGAAAAGGAAGACUAGAAAGAAAAGGGAUCAGUUCUUAUCAAAGGGGUUCAAGCUGGUUUUAUGAUUUAGUAGAGAAGGAUGUUAAAUUGGAGUGUAUCAACAUAGGGCUGGUAAUAGAUGGUUUAGGAUGCAAACUUGGAAAAGUAUGGACAUGGAGCGCAUGGUUGGGGAUCUUUAUUAGCUUCUCUCUGAAUCUGGACUACAAGAAGUUAAUGUUAGUUUCAUAGGGAAUAUAGUUUUUCGGGCUUUAUAAUAGAGUAGCGUUUGGGGAACUCGGAUUCUUCUACUUGUGGACAGUUUUGUGGGUUGUACCUUGUUAGAACGUAUUUUAAAGCAGUUAAUAUGCUCUUUGAAGGA
Messenger RNA from Populus nigra (black poplar), 1889 nucleotides. RefSeq names its product F-box protein CPR1-like. Gene Ontology annotation, molecular function: protein binding. The record is from RefSeq and is a predicted model, not a curated record. The transcript is spliced from 3 exons. Lineage: Eukaryota; Viridiplantae; Streptophyta; Magnoliopsida; Malpighiales; Salicaceae. Bases 235 to 1596 code for a protein of 453 amino acids.